CGGAAGUCAACCCACCUUUCUCCUUCUUGUAAAGAACCGAAGGAAGUCCAUACCGAAAACCGCACGGUUAUUAUAUUGAAUCGAAUCAGCAUUCGUCGCAUUAACAACAUUUAAGUGAAAUCAGAAAACUAUUUAUUUAUCACAUCGCUUUCCACGUUGUAUUUGUACACUUUACGAGGUGUUGCUGAUUCGUUAAUUCCUCGCGAUUUUGUUGUAUAGUUUAGUUGGUUUAAUUUCAGCGAAUUUAUGUCCUUGCAAGAAUAGUGUGAUAAUUAUUUUUGAAAAUAUUCCAGCUAGACAUUAUAAUUUACUUAUGUAAUAUCUCGUUCCGGAUGGUUAAGAAAUUUAAUGUCGCAAAUAAGUGCAUUUUUUUGCGUGAUAAAUAUGCAUUUGACGUGAGGAUUUGUGGUCGUCUUUUUGGAUAAAAAUAAUGUGAAAGGCAAUGGACUCCUUGAGUAAUGUGACUCAACAUUAUGCUGAUACCGUCGAUAAUAACAGCUGUGUGUCUCUGCCUGAUAGCAAACUUUUCGCACCAAUUCAAUCCCGACGAUGACUACUAUGAUCCACCAAAAUAUAACGACGACGUUCUCCAUCCAGCUCCCAUAAUCUUGGGAGAAGACGAUAGUGGCUGCAUCUGUAGAGAGGUUCCCAAUCUGCAUACGUUAUGCUUCGGAAGAUCCAAAUGUGAUAAAUUACCUAUAAAUAUAAAAAUUUCCACCAAAGUGUUGAGUAUUGUAAAUACGCAUAUACCAGAAAUCCAGCAAGGAGAUCUAGAUGAAUUGAAUUUUUUAAUAGAUUUAAAAAUAGAAGGGAAUUAUAAUAUGACUCGUAUAUCGCCAGGAGUGUUCGAAAAUUUUACCAAGCUGGAAAAUUUAUCAAUCAGCUUCAAUCCUAAUUUGAAGACUCUACAUGAAGAUACUUUUGUUGGAUUGGACAAUUUGAAACAGCUUUUUCUGACAAAAAAUGGAUUUACUAACCUGUACGACAUCACCCUGUCGUUAACACCGAUAACUUUACCAAAACUAUUAAAAUUGUCAUUGAAUGAAAACAAGUUUGUAAAUAUUUUCGAAAACGAUUUCGCACCGAUGGCAGACUCGUCUUUGGAAGAGCUGGAUUUGAUAUUGUGUCGCCUGGAGUAUCUGCACCCGAAUUGUCUGAUUCCUUUGAAUAAUUUACAAGGUUUACGUAUAGGGGAAAAUCUAUUCAAUGCAUCGACGAUAAGUAGAGUUUUGAAAAAAGUGGUUAACAAUAAAAUCCCUCUGAAACUGUUGAAUUUGUACUCGGCUGGUUUUAGAGGUAAUUUACCAAAAAAACUGUUAGAAGUGAUAUCAGUUUCCAAUAUUUCCCAUUUGAAUCUGGCAAAAAACCAAUUUGAAAUCAUUCCAUCAGGCGCUUUUCCAGCAAUGCCAAAUUUAAGAACCUUGGAUUUGAAAGAAGGGUUAAUUUCCGACAUAGCCGAUGAUGCUUUUGUUAAACUAACAAAUUUGGAAUCUUUAAUUUUAUCUGAGAAUGUUUUUUCUUCUUUGCCCAAAGGGGCGUUGCUUAAACAGUUAAAAAAGUUGGAUUUUCAGCAAAAUUCCGGUACCAACACUAAAGCAUCGUAUUUCGAAAUGAAUAAAGGCGUAUUUUCCAACAUGACAAAUUUGGAACAUUUGAAUUUGAAUUCAAAUAAUUUAGUACAUCUAUUUCGCGGCAGUUUCGAAGGUUUAAUUAAUUUGAAAGAACUAUUUCUCAGUAAAUGCACAAUUUAUCAUAUCGAAAGUAAAACUUUUACUUACGUCAGGAAUUUGACUUUUCUAAAUUUGGAAAAUAAUUAUUUCUUUCUUAAUUACCCAUCUGGGUUGUCAGAAGAUAUUUUUGAUGGUUUGGAGAAAUUGGAAGUACUUUUAUUAGGUGAAAAUAAGAUCGAGUAUUUAUCUAAAAAGGGAAAUCCAUUUUGGAAAUUAAAAUCUUUAAAAACUUUAGGCUUAGAAGGGAAUCGUAUAACAAGUUUGGACCCAAAGCAGUUUUUUUACUCAACACAGCUGGAAUAUUUGGAUCUAUCUUACAAUUUAUUUAAAAGUUGGCAAGAAAGGAUAUUUACAGAAAACUUUCACUUAAGAAUCCUGUUGCUUGAUCACAAUAAGCUGACUUAUUUCACUCCUUCCAUGUUGGAAGAUUUUUCAAACCUAACCAGACUCACCUUAGCGUACAAUUCUUUAAAUUGUGACUGUUUGAGUUAUCAAUAUUUUAAAGAAUACGCAGAUGAACACGAUGAAGAUAAAAUUGUUAAAAUAUUGAAAUCAGCUGACAGCACUUGUCUGACACCGUACAUGUAUUCGAACCACGUAGUUUACAAUGCUGUAGAUUACUUUAAACACGUUGAAAACGGUUUUAUUUCCUGUGAUAUUGAUCAACGUAUAAUCAUAUUGUUACCACUAAUAUUAUUAGUAUUAUUAUUUAUAACUUUAGCUAUGUUAUUAUUCUACUACAGAUGGCAUUUGAAAUAUUGGAUGUUUCUGGCUAGACUUCAUCUUAGCAGGAACAGAAAAAUCGAGAAAAAACCCGAUAAUCCCAAAUGUAAUUUCGAAUAUGAUGCCUUCGUCUCUUAUAGCGCUGAAGAUCGAAAUUUCGUUGUCAGAUUAGUAGCUAUGUUGGAAAACCACGAACCUUUUCUAAAACUUUGCGUUUAUGAAAGAGAUUUCCACGCAGGGAAAUUCAUUUCCGAUUGCGUUCUAAAAUGUAUAGCCAAAAGUAGAAAAACUGUUUUAGUUAUAAGCGACAAUUAUGCGAAAUCUCAGUGGUGUAGAUGGGAAAGUAGCAUUGCUGAGCAUCAUAGACUGUUUUUCGAGAAGGAGGAUGGUGAAUAUGUCGAUGAUGCACUGGUUCUUGUGAAAUUAGGGCCGGUGAAUAAAAGGCAUAUGACGCCCAUGUUGAGGUAUUUGUUAAAAACAAGGAUUUACUUGGAGUGGAAUGCAGACGAGAAGAAACAAAAGGUGUUUUGGAAAAAGUUGAGAAGUACUUUAGCACCGUCUCAAACUGAAGAAUUUUUAUCUGAAAUAACCCAUAUGUAAAUAGAUAUAGUAA
Messenger RNA from Psylliodes chrysocephalus, 3066 nucleotides. Lineage: Eukaryota; Metazoa; Arthropoda; Insecta; Coleoptera; Chrysomelidae. The record is from the annotation of a GenBank genome assembly.